Molecule: messenger RNA, 1035 nt
Organism: Thermothielavioides terrestris NRRL 8126
Lineage: Eukaryota; Fungi; Ascomycota; Sordariomycetes; Sordariales; Chaetomiaceae
Exons: 3
Cellular component (GO): Golgi apparatus
Molecular function (GO): antiporter activity
Source: RefSeq, a predicted model, not a curated record
CCCCAGGAGGGUCCGCCCAGAGGCUCAUUCACCUCAGGCUUGAUAUGGAUGAUCAUCAACAUCCUGGCGACCAUCGGGAUUGUCUUCACCAACAAGGCCAUCUUCUCCGACCCGUCCCUGAAACUGGCCCAGCUCACAUUCGCCUGCUUCCACUUCCUCGUCACCUACCUAACCCUUUUCAUCCUCUCCCGGCCGGCCCUCGCCUUCUUCACCCCGCGGCGCGUCCCCCUCCUCGACAUCCUCCCUUUAUCCCUGGCCAUGUCCCUCAACGUCAUCCUCCCCAACCUCUCCCUCGCCUUCUCCACCGUGACCUUCUACCAGAUCGCCCGCAUCCUGCUGACCCCGACCGUCGCCCUGCUCAACUACGUCCUGUACGGCGCCACCCUCCCGCGCGGCGCCAUCCUCGCCCUGAUCCCCGCCUGCAUCGGCGUCGGCAUGGUCUCCUACUACGACUCCCUCCCGCCGCCGCCGCCGCCACCUCCUCCCACCGCGGCCACCAUCAUCAGCAGCAGCACCAGCCCUGCCAUCCAAAUGCAGACCACCACCAUCACUACCACCACCCCGCUGGGCAUUUUCUUCGCCCUGGCCGGCACCCUCGCCUCGUCCGCCUACACCGUCCUGAUCGGCGCCGCCCACCGCCGCCUGCGCCUCUCCAGCAUGCAGCUGCUGCUCAACCAGGCGCCCGUGUCGGCCGUCCUGCUGCUGUACGCGAUCCCCUUCCUCGACACCUGGCCCGCGCCUGCGCCUGCGGCUGCCCCUGGCCCUGGGCCUGCCCCAGCUGCGGCCGCGGCUGCCGGUGCAGCGGGGCGGUGCUGGUGGGGUGCGCUGAUCGGGCUGAGCGGGCUGUUCGCGGCGGCGAUCAACGUCUCGCAGUUCUUCAUCGUGGCGCGGGCCGGGCCGGUGUCGAGCACGGUGGUCGGGCACGUCAAGACGUGCGCCAUCGUCACGCUGGGGUGGCUGGUUUCCGGCCGGGGGGUGGGGGAUAAGGGGGGGCUGAUCGGGGUGGGUAUUGCCGUUGGGGGAAUUAUCGCGUGA